This is a messenger RNA of Nematolebias whitei (Rio pearlfish), 1194 nucleotides long. RefSeq lists its product as uncharacterized. The coding region runs from base 55 to 1194 and encodes 379 amino acids. Lineage: Eukaryota; Metazoa; Chordata; Actinopteri; Cyprinodontiformes; Rivulidae. The record is from RefSeq and is a predicted model, not a curated record. The transcript is spliced from 7 exons.
AGAUCUUCAUAACAAAACAUCUGUCCAUAAAGGAUUUUGGAUUUAUCUAGAAACAUGAAACACUCAAUAUUACUUCAUUUGCUGCUCUUCUUGCAAACACACUCUGCUUCCACCUACCAAAAUGUGGCUCUUCGUGGGAAAGCAACUCAGUCAGACCGCUACAGUGUGGUCUUUUUUGGUGCUGCCUACAAUGCUAUUGAUGGAAACCGAGAUUCUGACUUUGGCCAUGGAUCAUGUACCCACACUAAAGCCCAACUCAACCCCUGGUGGAGAGUGGAUCUACUCGACUGUUAUAUAAUAAACCACAUCACCAUUACCAACAGAGGAGACUGUUGUGCAGAGCGGAUCAAUGGAGCAGAGAUUCACAUUGGUAACUCUUUAGAAGACAAUGGCACUGCAAACACUCUGGUUGCAACAAUUUCUUCAGUCCCUGGCACUCAUACUAUAGAGUUUUCUCAGCAUGUGGAGGGACGUUAUGUGGUUGUUUUAAUACCAGGUUCACAAAGGAUUCUUACACUCUGCGAAGUGGAGGUCUAUGGUUACCCUGCCCCAACUGAAGAUAAUGUGGCAGUUUAUGGAAAAGCUUCACAGUCAACAGUUUAUCCCGGAGCUAUUGCUUAUUACGCUAUAGAUGGGAAUCGUGCCAGCCUCUGGGACCAAGGUUCUUGCAGCGCCACAAACAAUGACUUCAACCCCUGGUGGAGACUGGAUCUGGGCAGAACCCAUAAAGUGUUCUAUAUUAACAUAACCAACAGGGUAGAACAUCCAGAACGGAUAAAGGGUGCUGAAAUUCGUAUUGGAGAUUUACUUGAUAACAAUGGAAACAACAAUCCCAGGUGUGCUGUGAUCUCAAGCAUUGGUCCAGGUUUUACUGAAACCUUUCAGUGCAAUGGGAUGGAUGGUCGAUACAUCAACGUUGUAAUACCUGGAAGAAAAGAGUAUCUGACUCUGUGUGAGCUGGAGGUGUAUGCCUCCAAAUUAGACAAGGAGGCUGUCAAGCUGAAGAAGGAGUCCUAUUGGUCCUUGUCGGCUGUUGGGACUCUGGAGGCUGCUGAGGAAUACUGGAGGGCCAAGUGGUCCACAGCCUUGGCUGUUGCUGAGGCAAAAGCUCAGAUGUGGGAGAGUUUGGUGAGGUCUUGGACAAAGACUCUCGGUUGGCUCCGAGGAGAUUCAGGCAAACCAUCAGGCAGCUGA